GUUACCCGACCCUUGGUAUUAUAAACCAAGUCCGAGUUGGUCAAUGAUGGCCGAUAUGUACGGCAACCUGCGUAAACGUGCUGGCAAGGAUUACGACCUCGAGGAACCGGACAUCGUCAUAGACAGAGAUGACGUACCUGCCCGGAAGUCGGACAAAUUCCAUUGGGAUAUAUGGCUUCUAUUGGCCUUUGAAAAUUGGAUAUUCGACUUCGGACGUCCCAUAGCUGCCUUGUUUGUGCCGGUAGAGUGGUUCCCCCUGAACCAGCCAAGUAUCGGGGACUACUUCCAUAUGGCCUACAACGUCAUCACACCCUUCUGUAUUCUUAAGCUGAUUGACCGAAGCUCCAGGAAGUUGUCGCCGACCUUGACCCAUUUGUGUGUGAUAAUCUUCGUCAUGGGGAGUAGUAUACACCUAGUCGGGGAUUCCAUCAACCAUCGCCUCGUUACCAUUGGUUACGAGCUCCACCUGUCGGUCAGGGACAAUCCCAUCAUGAAAACUCUGCAACCAAAAGAAUUGGUCGACUCGUUUGAACUCCUGUACAACUACGAUGAAGUUAUAGGACACCUGAUGUGGUACAUUCCAUUCUUCAUAUGUUUCUUCCUGUAUUUUACUGGCUGUUUCAAGAGAAAGCACGAGCAUAUGAGCGUGAAAGCUGGUCCGGCCUGGUGGUUCUUGAUCGUCUUUAGUGGGCUUUACUAUUGGUACCUGGUCACUGAGGGACAAAUCUUCAAUGUUUAUAUACUUACAUACGUCGCCAUGAUUAUCUUCUGGUCGAAGGAAAAGUCCAGAGGUCAAGUACUGGACAUUAACGGACGAUUCCUGUUCUAUACCUUCACCAUAACUCUUUUACUGGUGGCCAUUUGGGUGGCUUUACUAUGGAACGACCCGGUGUUAAGGCAAAAAUACCCCGGUGUCGUUUACGUUCCGGAACCUUGGUCGUUCUACACACUAUAUCUGAAAGACCAGAAACCAUUACACGAGAUCAAAUUCCCACGGUUCCAUUGAUCCAUUGUGAACUUUUUCUUUUUUUUCUAUUCAUGACAAGAAAAUACAGUCUUUUACUCAGAAUGAGAUUUUUCUAACGCAUACUAGUGAAAAUAAUUGUCUCUGAAAAUCCGAAUAAGUAAGAUAGGUGAAAUACAGUUUUGAUGUUUCCACCAAACUCUUCGGUCGAACUCUUCUGUUUGGUGAAAUGGUUAUCAGCCAUUAAAACCACAUAAGAAACUUCAAUACAGUUUAUUUAAAACAAGAAUUUCUACAAAGGACAUAAGACGAUAAUAUUAUUGUAUUUUAGUGAAAUAUAUACUCAAACAGUGGUGCAAGAAGAAACCUCGUAAACACGUUAAAGUAAUCCAUGAAGGUGAGUGGGUGUCUGCUCAAGCUGUAUAAUGUAGUAUUGUAAUAUUGCCGUGUAAGUGAUGUAGGUAAUUGCUAUAUAAAAGUAGAAAAACAAAACAAAAAAGCAAACAAAUUAAAAAAAACCCGGAACAAAUAAACAAACAGAACUGGUAACAAACCUCGAUCAACCCUCGAUCAACCCUCGAUCAACCGUUAUGUUUCACUAUUGGAGCGAUGCUAUUGUUGUCCAAAACCAACAAGAGGAACAUCGUUGAUAAAAGGUGCAAGAAGUUCACAUGAGUGUGUUGUGAUGGAAUAAAGAAUUAUUUUCUAUUGGUC
Messenger RNA from Mizuhopecten yessoensis (Yesso scallop), 1678 nucleotides. Its product is annotated as ceroid-lipofuscinosis neuronal protein 6-like. Bases 44 to 1006 code for a protein of 320 amino acids. Lineage: Eukaryota; Metazoa; Mollusca; Bivalvia; Pectinida; Pectinidae. The record is from RefSeq and is a predicted model, not a curated record. The transcript has 7 exons.